GUGAACUCAAAAUGUUCGUCGCUUGAUAUGUCGAAUGCAGCAGCUGACACAGAGUAACUUGAGUGAGAGGGAUUGAAGCAACUCCGCGAACAUAAUGGAGGACCCAUUGCUGUGGGCUCUGGUGGUACUGCUGGUUCUCUUCUCCAGCCUGGAUGUGUGGUAUUACCUGAGAGCAGCUGUGGUGCUAAUCCGCGCCUGGUUCCAGCCUCCAGUGUGGGAUGUGCUGGGCGAGCAGACCAUGAGUGGACGAGUGCUGCCUCACGACAUGGACCUGUGCCACAUGAACAACGCACGCUACCUGCGGGAGUGUGACUUUGCCCGGCUCUCGCUGUACAUGCGCAACGGUGUCUUCAAGGCCCUCCGAUCCCUCGGGGGCAGCCUGGUCGUCGGGGCGACCACCAUACGCCUCCGACGGGCCCUGUGCGUGGGAGAGGCCUUUCGUCUCCGCAGCCGCAUUGUCACCUGGGACGAGAAGGCCUUCUUUCUGGAGCAGCGCUUCGUCUCGGGGAAGGAUGCCCGCGUGUCCGCUGUCAUGUACUGCAAGCAGAACAUCGUCGGCUGCAGCCCAGACAAGAUCCUCCAGUUCCUCUGCAAGAGAAAGGUGGAAUGUCCAGAAGUCCCAGAGGAUCUCCAGCACUGGAUCAACUUUAUCUCUGCCAACAGCCAGGCUUUGAGGGCCGAGAGCGGACUGGAUGAGAAGAGCAAAUGAGGACCCAGCACCAAGCCCAUCCCAAUGGACAAUGAAAGACAAGAAUGUUAAAUAGCAAGCAUUAUAUGUGCAUGUUUACAGGCAGACAUCCAAAGACUCAGUCUCAGAGUGCUACAUUAUUUUAGUUAAUAAGCUGAAGAUUUUUUUUGAAAGAGACUCAAAUAUUUUCCUAUUGAUGUGGCAUGUUAUUUUUUCCUAUGUUGUGAGGUAUGCUAAGAGAGGAAAUCGGCCUACUGCUUAAUAACUUGUAUGCAAAAGGCUUUGUGGUAAGCCUUGACUGCGAAAAAUAUAGGCUGCAGGUGUGAUGAGAGAUAUUCUAUUGUCUGAAUAAAUGCGAAAUGGCCGUGAA
Messenger RNA from Alosa alosa (allis shad), 1058 nucleotides. RefSeq names its product protein THEM6-like. The record is from RefSeq and is a predicted model, not a curated record. The coding region runs from base 95 to 709 and encodes 204 amino acids. Lineage: Eukaryota; Metazoa; Chordata; Actinopteri; Clupeiformes; Clupeidae. The transcript has 3 exons.